AUGAAGAAAAAGCCUAAGAAAAAGAUAGUCCGCAAAUCAAAAAAGUCGAAGAAUAAUGAAACGCUUGAGUUCACCCCACAAAAUGAAACCUCAACAAUCUCUACAACUCCAGUGGAUGAUUUUCCCAAACCGAAUGUUUUACCGGACAAAGAAAUCCAACUGGAGUUUCCGGUCCCGCUAAAUGUAGUACCUGCCGUUCCAGAAGUGCUAGCUGCUAAUGAAACGAUUAGCAUGGAAAUCAAUUUCGCUCCAUUUGUUGCGAAUUCGACAUCGAAGGAGGAAAUCAAGAUGAAUUCAGCUACAGCAACUCCUCUAAAACCAAAGAAGAACAAAAAGGUUCCAUCAAAGAUUACACCUAACAAAAAUAUGGAUGUGAAGAACGAUACAUUGGAAGAUUUCCCCAAGCCAAAGGAUCCGAAUCUCUUAUUUCCGCUUGACUUCCCGCAUCUAGAUAUUGACACUUCGGACAAUGCUAAUCCUUCUAGUCCUUCAUCGGAUGCCUUGAAAGGGAAAAUUAUUUCACCAGAUUUUGAAAGGCUAGAAAUCAAAAAAGAAGAAAUCAUGGACAGUUCUUCUCAAAGCAUUCAUGUCACCAAUUUCCCACCUGAUUUGUCCUCGACUACACUCAAAAGCCCAUCAAAACCUCAGGUGCGAGUGGAAAAGGUAUCUGUUUCUGGACUCCCUGAAUCCGACGUUCUCGGCACAAAACCAGCUUUUUUGAUCGUGGAAGCACCGAAAUCUUCAAAACUCCCGACACAUAAGGGAACGGAAGAUGCUAAGAAUGGUCAAAAUCUCAUUAUCUCCGUACCCUCUGAUUUUAAAAAUUCGGAAAAGUCUAACAAUGAUGAGCAACCGAUUGGCCAGCCUCUUAUCGUGAACUUACCAUUUUCCCAUCCGCUUCCAUUGAAUAUCACAAUCACGAGGAAGAAAACUCAGCGUAAACAUUCACAAUCCAGUUCUCAUCCAAAAGAGGAUUCAGGCACAAUUUCUGCGUCUAAUAAGAGCCCAUGGAGAAUAAAAAUGAGACCUAAAUCAGGACUGAAACUGGAGCAGAAUCCUUCCGUUUUGCCACAAGCUACGCCAGAAUUAGAGCCACUUACUCCUGAAGAAAAAGCCUUCAACGAAGGAAGGGCCAAAUCUGAAGACCAACCAACUAAGACGAGGACCACCAAGAGCACCACAUCUGCCAGGAUGACCACAACAACAGAAGGCAUGUACGUGACGGCGCCAGGCGAAAGAACAACAGUUCCCUUGGAGGUUCUGCAUUUUCCAACUGAGGAGGAUGUUAGUGCUGACGAGCCCUUACUCAGCGAAAGCUUCGAGCAAAUGGUGCAAAAGACGCUGCAGGAGCCGGAAGCGAAGACCAUGGAAUUCAGUUUGCAAGAAGAAGAGGGUGAGCAGUUUUCCGAGUUAUAUUCGUUUUAA
Messenger RNA from Cylicostephanus goldi, 1425 nucleotides. NCBI's taxonomy places the organism in Eukaryota, Metazoa, Nematoda, Chromadorea, Rhabditida, Strongylidae. The record is from the annotation of a GenBank genome assembly.